AUACACAUGUACCAUGUGUAUUUAUUAAUUUGCACUGUUCUUGAUCUAAAAUUAAAAUAAACAAAGACAUACAUCACAUUGCAUAGUUGAAGCUCACCUGUCGUCCAAUCAAAUGGUUAUUAUUAUUGGUCUAAUCUUUGUUCCUACUAAAUUAAAAGUCCCACCAGAGUACCAAAGAAAGCCUGGGACUGCACAUGCGCAGUCGCAACCCUCGCACAUGGACGGACCACCCUAGGCAAAAAAAUUCAGGAAGUGAAACAAAACAUUCCUGGCUUGUGCCUGGGAAAGACCGUUAAUGAAUCAUAUUAGGAUGUAGACGUGGUCAAUUCGGGCUACAGCACACAUGCUAAAGCUUGUUCCUCAACAGUGCUGGAAAUUAAAAUGGAGCAAUAUGAAAGUGGAGAGGAAGAGACCAUGGAGACACUUGUUGCUGCUGACUCGCUUCUUAACAUGGACUGCCCUGACACCCUGUCACUGGAACACUACUCCCAGACCUUCUUACCAUCACUGGGUGACGUCAUCACUACUCCUGUUACCCAGGUGACCGUGUCAGCAGAGGGGAUUGUGGGAGCUGUUGACCAGCCACAAUGGCACUCGUUACACACAAAGAAGCCUGCAGGACAGCUGCAGUCCAAAAAGAGAGGGAGAAAACCUCGACAUAGAAGGGCGGAGUCUCCCACGCCGGACAUUAUAGUGAAGAAGGACAAAUACAACAAAGGAGGGAACACACUGUACCUGUGGCAGUUCCUGAUGGAGUUGCUGCAGGACCGACAGGUCUGCCCCCGCUACAUUAAAUGGAUUAACCCCCACACAGGAAUCUUUAAGUUGGUCAACUCAAAAGCGGUGGCCAGACUCUGGGGCAAACACAAAAACAAGCCAGAUAUGAAUUAUGAGACAAUGGGCAGAGCGCUCAGGUACUACUACCAGAGAGGCAUACUGAAUAAGGUUGAAGGCCAGCGUCUCGUCUACCAGUUCACCUCUCUGCCCAAAGAUAUGAUUUAUAUCACAGAUGGAGAUGGCACCAAAGAGGAAGAAGAUGACGAUCACAACGACAUUGAUGAGGGUGUGAGUGAUGACUCGGAUGACAGCACUAUACCUUCUAGUGACCAAUCGGUGGAGGAGGAAAAUUCACACCCGCCACAGAAGAAGACAUCCAGCUCUGUCCGAGCCCCAGCUACCCAGCGGACCAGGCCAUCUCCCCGGCCCUCAGGCCAGCGUGACGCCGUUCUGCGGCCUGCCAGCACCAGCUUGAUCCAAGAGCAGCAUUUGCCUAUUGUGUCCGCUGAGAUGCUGCGGACCCUCCAGAACCUGCAGAAGGUCCAGUCCCUGCAGGGUCACGCCUCUGUCUUCAAAACAGCUCAGCUGCUGGGCAGUCUGUGUGAGCAGCAGGCUGCUGCUGCAGUGGCUGUAGACAGUGAGGGUGCACAGGAGACACCUGAUGAUAACUCGCACCCGGGACUCAAAACCUCAAAAGUGGAGACUCCACAGCUGGUGCCCCUAGCUAGCUCUGACCAAUAGAAAAGACCCCCUAAAAACAUACACAUGCACAUACACUCCACUGACUCAGGACCAGUUAUAGAGCUGUACUUUGCUGUAGCAAUGUCUGCACACCAGGGCCUAUAUGUAAGAGUGGGAGUACUGAUCUGGGAUUAUUAUUGUAUUUUAGAUUACAUAUGAAUUGGUAACUAAAGUAAUUCUCGCUCACUGCUCCCUCCCUGACAUCUGAGUUAGCAGGAAACUGGCAGGAACCAAAAUCUCUCACAAUAUUUAGCAGUUUACUUUGUAAGAGACUUGUAAAAGCUUGUGUGCUUUAUCUCAGCCUUCUGUCAUUCUCUGUAGCCGUUAACCAUACAAGACACCAAAGACACACAUGCACUGGAUUCUGCAGCCUCUCUGCACCGUCUGCAGACACACCCUCUGCUUGCACUCCACCUCCAGCGUCAUGGAGCCAAUUAUCUAAGCAGCGCACUGUGCCCUCCUGCUCUGCCUUUACUCUCGCUCUUUCCCACUCUUUUUUUUGUUUUUUUACUAUCACAUGCUGAAUCAUUCCUCUGCCUUGAAAAUGGCUUUGCACUAAUGUUUACCCCUGCUGUAUGUUUCUUCUCCAAGUGCCUGACAAUCUCAGUCCAUCCUGUGCCUGCUUCCUGGUAAUCAUGAGGUUAUUGAGGGAAAACAUUCCAUAUUAUUAUUGUUUUUAUUUUAUUUAAUAUUACUGAAUUUUGUUUGUAUUGUGAUAUGUUGAAGACAAGGGAUCACUGUUUUUUCUAGAAUAGUAAUUUAGCACUGCUGCUGUUUGUAGAAGAUGUAUCUACACAGUGGACCUUCCUUUUGUUGACAAUCACCAGUGAAAUGACCUUUUAUUUAGCCUCCUGUAGGGUCAUACCGCUACUAUUUAGCCUUUCUGCUGUGCACACAUUCUGUUUAGUUAUUACAUGUAUAUAAAUGCAUAUAUGGACCUCUAAAUCCUCGAUCUUUAUGUAUUGUGUGUUAUAUACUGUAUGUCUGUGAACAUGCUUGACUUUGUGCCUUGUUGCCAUUUUCUCCCUCAGGUUCGUACAAAAUUAGUUCUACUGUACAGACUUUACUCUAUGCAAGGAGUACAACAGCUGGCUCUUUUUUUAUAAUGAAGUAAUGCUACGUUCAGCGUUUUCUCUUCAGUGGAUAGUUUAGCCUCUCAAACCUCAUUUCUAAUGAAAACUGAGUUUGUAAGAUUUAGGCCAACUUGCUUGUAACUGUGCCUUUGCCCCCAGGGACCCCUAUGCAAAACAGUUUUCACUUUAUUACUGAGUAAAACAUUUAUUUGGAACCCCCUCACUUUGCUUUAUCUGGAGGUCUCUUAAUACUGUAAGUUUUACUGAUAUUGAUAUGUGAGCUUGUAGCAGAGGGAGAGGUGGAGUUUCUUUUGCCUUAAUUUUGUGUUUGCUUUCAUGCAGUCCGGAGGUGUUGAAAAUAAUGGUCUAUUAUAUGAAAUAAACUUAAUUUUGUCAUUGUCCUUGAAAA
Cottoperca gobio is the source of this 3000-nucleotide messenger RNA. RefSeq names its product ETS-related transcription factor Elf-1-like. The transcript has 6 exons. Gene Ontology annotation, biological process: cell differentiation; regulation of transcription by RNA polymerase II. Gene Ontology annotation, cellular component: nucleus. Gene Ontology annotation, molecular function: DNA-binding transcription factor activity, RNA polymerase II-specific; sequence-specific DNA binding. Bases 382 to 1518 code for a protein of 378 amino acids. NCBI's taxonomy places the organism in Eukaryota, Metazoa, Chordata, Actinopteri, Perciformes, Bovichtidae. The record is from RefSeq and is a predicted model, not a curated record.